UCCAAGCCGGGCUGGCGUGGAGUCUGAGGCAGGGCUGGCAGAGCACCUGAAGGAGGGCAGGCACGAAGGCUCUGCUGGAACCUCUGCCUGCAAGGAGGCAAUGGAGAAAUCCCGGCCGCUAUGGGACAACCCCCUGCAGUUCAUUUUUGCCUGCAUUUCCUAUGCUGUGGGGCUAGGAAAUGUGUGGAGGUUUCCAUACUUGUGUCAGAUGUACGGAGGAGGUGGCUUUUUGAUCCCGUAUUUGAUCAUGCUGAUUGCUGAGGGGAUGCCACUGCUCUACCUGGAGCUGGCCGUGGGGCAGCGCAUGCGUCAGGGCAGCAUCGGUGCCUGGAAAAUCAUAAGUCCCUACCUCUGUGGUGUCGGCGUUGCCAGUGUCAUCGUCUCCUUCUUCCUCUCCAUGUACUACAAUGUGAUCAACGCCUGGGCCUUCUGGUACCUCUUCCACUCCUUCCAGGACCCUCUGCCAUGGGCCACUUGCCCCCUGAACAUCAACCGCACCGGCUAUGAGGAAGAAUGUGAGAAGACAUCAUCUACCCAGUACUUCUGGUACCGGCAGACCCUCAACAUCUCUCCGUCGCUGGAGGACAGCGGCAGCCUGCAGUGGGAGCAGGCGCUCUGCCUGACACUGGCCUGGCUGGUGGUCUACCUCUGCAUCCUCCGCGGCACGGAGUCCACUGGCAAGGUGGUCUAUGUAACAGCCUCUUUGCCAUACUGCGUUCUCAUUAUAUACCUCAUCAGAGGAUUAACACUUCAUGGAGCUGUGAAUGGGCUUGUCUACAUGUUCACACCAAAGCUGGAACAGCUGGCAAACCCCAAGGCAUGGAUCAGUGCUGCCACACAGAUCUUCUUCUCUCUGGGCCUGGGCUUUGGCAGCCUCAUCGCCUUCGCUAGCUACAACGAGCCCAGCAACAACUGCGAGAGACACGCCGUCAUCGUCUCGCUCAUCAACAGCACCACCUCCAUAUUUGCCAGCAUCGUCACCUUCUCCAUCUAUGGCUUCAAGGCAACGUUUAAUUACGAGAGCUGUAUAAACAAGGUGAUCCUGCUGCUGAUUAACGCUUUUGACCUGGAGGAAGGCUCUUUAACAGCAGACAACCUCAAGGAGAUGAAGGACUACCUCAUGGCCAAGCACCCACGGGAAUACACACAGUUACUGCCGCAGCUGAAAAACUGCAGCUUGGAAGCUGAACUAGAUACAGCUGUCCAGGGGACCGGACUGGCCUUCAUAGUCUAUUCUGAAGCAAUCAAAAACAUGGAGGUGCCCCAGCUAUACUCCGUGCUCUACUUUGCCAUGCUGAUGCUGGGGAUCGGCAGCAUGCUGGGGAACACCGCCGCCAUCCUCACGCCGCUGACUGACAGCAAGGCCAUUGCUGCCCGGUUCCCCAAGGAGGUGAUCUCAGGUGCUGUGUGCUUUAUUAACUGUGUGAUUGGCCUCAUCUUCACCAUGGAGGCUGGAAAUUACUGGUUUGACAUAUUCAACGACUAUGCAGCCACCCUCUCACUGCUGCUCAUCGUGCUGGUAGAGACCAUUGCUGUGUGCUACAUCUACGGGAUAAGAAGAUUUGAGAAAGAUCUUUACACCAUGAUUGGACGCAAGCCAAACUGGUAUUGGAAAAUUAUGUGGGCUUUUGUUAGUCCUUUGCUAAUUAUAAGCCUAUUUAUAUUUUACAUCACCGACUAUAUCCUCACAGGAACACUGCAAUACCAAGCAUGGGAUGCCACACAGGGGCAGUUGGUGACAAAGGAUUACCCAAGUUAUGCCCUUGCAGUAAUUGGGCUGCUGGUGGCAGCAUCCACCAUGUGCAUCCCCCUGGGGGCUCUAAUAACUUUUAUAAGGAAGAGACUGAAGAGGGAAAGUGUUUCAACCGUUGCAUGAACACCAACAGCUGGAUUUGGGAAGACCUUCCCCCCAUCAUCAGUGAGCGGGCACUUCUGGAAGACAGCAGCAACCAUUACU
Molecule: messenger RNA, 1957 nt
Organism: Apus apus (common swift)
Lineage: Eukaryota; Metazoa; Chordata; Aves; Apodiformes; Apodidae
Gene: SLC6A20
Product: solute carrier family 6 member 20
Exons: 11
Coding region: 101-1876 (591 amino acids)
Biological process (GO): sodium ion transmembrane transport
Cellular component (GO): plasma membrane
Molecular function (GO): L-proline transmembrane transporter activity
Source: RefSeq, a predicted model, not a curated record